Messenger RNA from Paramecium sonneborni, 2718 nucleotides. The record is from the annotation of a GenBank genome assembly. Lineage: Eukaryota; Ciliophora; Oligohymenophorea; Peniculida; Parameciidae.
AUGGGAGGAUAAGAAUAAGAAUAUUUUGAAAAUGUAGUAAGAGAAUCAACAAAAGGUAGAAAUGAUAUUACAAAAAUGAUUGAUUCAUUGUAAAAUCGUGUGAUUGCUGAAUAUGAAUAUUCUAAGAAUUUGGAAGAUGGAAUAUCAGAAUUGACAAUGAAUAAUAAUUCAAAUGAGUGUGCGAUCAACUUAGAAAAAAUAAUAAAUUUAUAUUGUAGUGAAAUAAGACAAAAGAUUAAAGAGUCAAGAGCAUAUGCAUAAUUUAUUAAAGAAUAAAUCAUUAGUUAAUUGAACUUAUUAGUAAAAGAUUAAACAAAUAAGGUUAGAAGUUUGAUUUCUGAUGGUCGAAAACUUUCUGGAUAACUUAAACAAGAAAGAAUAGAAUAUGAAAAGGUAUAAAAAUUAUAUAGAAUAAUUAGCUUAUGAGCUAAUUAAACUAAAAAAAUAAUGACUAUUUUCAGCAUUAAAUAUAAAAGUUUUCACAAGAGUAUCUAAGUCAAUUGCCACCAUAGAAGAAAAAUGAGAAUACAUUGAAAUCAGAUAAAUUGUUUAGAAAUCUUAAAGAACAAAGAGAAAAACUAAAUUAUUAAUAAGCAUCAUAUGAUUAAUAUCUACAAGGAUAUGAAUUAAGAAUUUCAAAGAUAAUAGAAGAAUUUUAAAUAUAAGAUCAAGAAAGAAUUGAGAUGAUGAAAAAGGCAAUUAAUUAAUUUUUCUUAAAUGAAAGAGUUUUUGAAGUAAACUGUAAAUAAUUAAAAUAGAAUUUGUAAGAAAUUACAGCUGAAUUCAGUCUUUACCGAUAUAAAGAAUAGUAUUUAAAAUCCUUAGAAAUCAAAUUAUAAGAAUAGAAAGGUUUUGUAUAAUGUUCAAUCUAAAAAGUAGAAGAUAAUUGGGUCGAUCGUAUAACUCAUUUUAUUAAUACAAAAUGUCAAAAUAUUUAAUGCAAUAGAGAAAAGAUAAAUCUAAAUAUGGACAUUCUGAAAUAUGACCAAUUAUCAAUUAACUUAAUGAUUUAACAAUAAAACUAGGAUUUUAUAAAUAAUAUUUCAUUAAGUUAAGAUAAAAUUCAUAAUCAGAUGCAAGAAUUAUGGACAUCUUAAUAAGUGAAUUUANAAUAUUCUAAGAAUUUGGAAGAUGGAAUAUCAGAAUUGACAAUGAAUAAUAAUUCAAAUGAGUGUGCGAUCAACUUAGAAAAAAUAAUAAAUUUAUAUUGUAGUGAAAUAAGACAAAAGAUUAAAGAGUCAAGAGCAUAUGCAUAAUUUAUUAAAGAAUAAAUCAUUAGUUAAUUGAACUUAUUAGUAAAAGAUUAAACAAAUAAGGUUAGAAGUUUGAUUUCUGAUGGUCGAAAACUUUCUGGAUAACUUAAACAAGAAAGAAUAGAAUAUGAAAAGGUAUAAAAAUUAUAUAGAAUAAUUAGCUUAUGAGCUAAUUAAACUAAAAAAAUAAUGACUAUUUUCAGCAUUAAAUAUAAAAGUUUUCACAAGAGUAUCUAAGUCAAUUGCCACCAUAGAAGAAAAAUGAGAAUACAUUGAAAUCAGAUAAAUUGUUUAGAAAUCUUAAAGAACAAAGAGAAAAACUAAAUUAUUAAUAAGCAUCAUAUGAUUAAUAUCUACAAGGAUAUGAAUUAAGAAUUUCAAAGAUAAUAGAAGAAUUUUAAAUAUAAGAUCAAGAAAGAAUUGAGAUGAUGAAAAAGGCAAUUAAUUAAUUUUUCUUAAAUGAAAGAGUUUUUGAAGUAAACUGUAAAUAAUUAAAAUAGAAUUUGUAAGAAAUUACAGCUGAAUUCAGUCUUUACCGAUAUAAAGAAUAGUAUUUAAAAUCCUUAGAAAUCAAAUUAUAAGAAUAGAAAGGUUUUGUAUAAUGUUCAAUCUAAAAAGUAGAAGAUAAUUGGGUCGAUCGUAUAACUCAUUUUAUUAAUACAAAAUGUCAAAAUAUUUAAUGCAAUAGAGAAAAGAUAAAUCUAAAUAUGGACAUUCUGAAAUAUGACCAAUUAUCAAUUAACUUAAUGAUUUAACAAUAAAACUAGGAUUUUAUAAAUAAUAUUUCAUUAAGUUAAGAUAAAAUUCAUAAUCAGAUGCAAGAAUUAUGGACAUCUUAAUAAGUGAAUUUAUAAUCACUAAUAAAUCUAUUAAAUCAUAACUUGAUUGGGAGAUAAAUUUGGGUAUUUGAAUUUUAAUAAUUCAGAUUGGAUAAGAAAUUUGAAAUUUGCUAGAUUUCAUAUAAUAAUAUAGUAAAUUUAUUGAAUUAAAUACUUGAUCUGGUAUUGUUUAGAUUUUAUAAGAUAGUGUUUAGAAGAAUUUGAUGCUUUUACAGUGAGGAAACUUAUGUUGAUGACUUUCACAUUUUAUAGGAUAGAUAAGACUGAGAAAAUAUAUUUAUUUGAUGGGAUUCAAAAUCAUACAAUAUUUGAAAAAUUUGAUUUAUGGGAUGCUAUAUUCUUCGAAUGUUUAUACGAGGAAAUGAAAAAACAAUAACAGAUGAAAAUUUAUGAGAAUCUUAAUGAUUCAAUUGAUAGGUAUUAAUAAAUAAUAGAUAAAAAGGGAAAAAAAUACAACAUUUGGAUUUUUAGGAUCAUUAAUUGAAAAUAUGUUAAGUUUUAAUCCAUAAAAAUAGAAUGUGAAAGCAUUAACUUAGAAAUAUUGUAAAUUGUAUAUGCUUAAUGAUAUUUAAAUAAAACAGCUACUUUAAAUUAUUGAUAACUCUAAGUAAUAAUAAUAAAUUUGA